Messenger RNA from Pocillopora damicornis (cauliflower coral), 888 nucleotides. RefSeq lists its product as uncharacterized. The record is from RefSeq and is a predicted model, not a curated record. Lineage: Eukaryota; Metazoa; Cnidaria; Anthozoa; Scleractinia; Pocilloporidae.
UCAUGCUCCGGACUGCGGGAUAUUUUCAAGUAUCCUUGGUAGUUUUAAGGUUUCUCCUUAACUUUUUAAACUUCGCUACGGCUGCCGUGUGUCUUUAUCAUUCAACGCCAACAGAAAACUGUAAAGUUAGAAAUCAAACGAAAAUCAUACUCGGUCAACAAGAAAUCAGCAACACUGUAAACACGGUGGGGGCGCUGCUGGAAGAUGGAAACUCGCUUUUGCUUCUCUUGAUGAUAGUAUUUUGGAAAACAUUCAAAGUGAGGAGAUAUUUCGGCGCAGUGAUUCGUGUUGGACACUUCUGGGUUUGGUGCUUGUUUUGCAUUACCAACACUCUUUCGAUUCUAUACGUGGAUGUCGUUCACGGAAAAGACCGCAUGGGAAAUGUGAAUGUCACGGCAAUAGCACUGAUCAUCGAGAUGCUUCUUCUAACGUUCCUGGCGAGUGCAAUCAACUUCAUUUCCCACAGAACGUACGUGGCAUGGAUCGAAUCUCGAUUCUGGGGGCAGACAAAUACGCAACGUGUAUUAAAGCCACUCUUCCGACUCGUCCUCAGUGCGUACUUCUUCAGAAAUCUUGGUUUGUUUUUGUACGACACGGCCCUCGUGUCAAUGAGCAUCUCGCUGCUGAAGGGCGGGAGAGUAGAAGGAGCGCAUGACUGGGACAGCCUGCUUCUGUUGCUUGGUGCAGCGUUCCGUGCCAGUUUCACAAAGUUCUUUUUUCAAAAGAUGUUUAAGGAACAGAAACUUCCAAAGGUGUGCGAGGAUGAAACAGAUCCCGCGUUGCUACGAGACCAGCUUGGUGGCUACCGAGUGAUCAAUGCUGCGGUUGAAUUCAAUACAACAUAAAUUUUCGGCUCAGGGCUGAGAAGUAUCGUCGAGGGUCUCAAUG